Messenger RNA from Balaenoptera musculus (blue whale), 4119 nucleotides. RefSeq names its product serine/threonine-protein kinase Sgk3. NCBI's taxonomy places the organism in Eukaryota, Metazoa, Chordata, Mammalia, Artiodactyla, Balaenopteridae. Gene Ontology annotation, molecular function: ATP binding; protein serine/threonine kinase activity; phosphatidylinositol binding. Bases 972 to 2444 code for a protein of 490 amino acids. Gene Ontology annotation, biological process: protein phosphorylation. The record is from RefSeq and is a predicted model, not a curated record. The transcript has 18 exons.
CACACACAUACACAGAGGAUCCAAAAAGAGGUGUGGAAAGGAAGUUUCUCUGUACAAAGGAUCUGCCAAUCUGUGAAAGCGCUCUCCUGUCUUACAAAGGCCAAAACUCUGCUGAUGAAAAAGUAGAACUGUUCAGAGAAUGCUAAAUGAACCACAGUUGUUCCCCUGAAUUAUCUGGAUACUUAUUCACCUCUCUGAGUGUCCAGUUUACACCCCAUCACAUGCCCACCAGGCCACUCCCGGUGGCUCUUGUCCCUCCGGGCGUCCGGCGGUCCUGCUCCCUGCGCGCCAGGGUCAAGUUCCCCCGCCGAGCCCGGGCGGUAGGGCCCACGCCGCUCUUGGGCCCCCGGGCAUUGGUCACUAUAAGCUGAGCAGCGGGACACAAACGAAGAGUCUGAGCCUCUAGGCGGGAUACCGCGGAGUCCUCUGAACUUUGCGCCCACGGCGAGGCGGGGGCCGAACCUCGCGCUGCGCCGGGGCUCUCGCGCGGGUUCCCGGGGAAGCGCGAGGACAGCGGGUCUCCGCGGUGGGGGCACCGCUCAGCCUGCGGCUCCUUCCCGGCACCAGCCGCCCCGCAGCCGGGAGCGGGCGCCUAACCCGGAGCACGGCCGGCCGCCCAGCUCUCCCCGGCGGCCCCGCGCACCCUGCGGGAGGAGCCGGCCGCCGUGACGCGUCAGGGAGGAAGCGCCAGCGCCCGGCGGCCCUGCCGGGAAGGAGGAAGCGCGAGUGCGCUCGGCUCCGCGCCCGGCGCGCGGGGAGGCAGCACCGCGGAGCCGGGGAAGGCCUGAGGCGUGAUGUUCUCCUUUAGUUCUGCUCCUCCGGACCACGCACGGUUGCAUGAUGGAAUUUGAACAUUACCUCAAGAGGUUUUAUGUUUUGGAUUAGCUAAUUGUGUUUGUCCUCUGCUGACUAUUUCUUCGGACUCACUUUUUGGUGUCCUUUUGAGGCAGUAAACUCAAAGGGAUUAUACCAUGGACUACAAGGAAAGCUGUCCAAGUGUAAGCAUUCCCAGCUCUGAUGAACACAGAGAGAAAAAGAAGAGGUUUACUGUUUAUAAAGUUCUGGUUUCAGUGGGCAGGAGUGAGUGGUUUGUCUUCAGAAGAUAUGCGGAGUUUGAUAAGCUUUACAACACUUUAAGGAAACAAUUUCCUGCUAUGGCCCUGAAGAUUCCUGCCAAGAGAAUAUUUGGUGAUAAUUUUGAUCCAGAUUUUAUUAAACAGAGAAGAGCGGGACUGAAUGAAUUCAUUCAGAACUUAGUUAGGCAUCCAGAACUUUACAACCAUCCAGAUGUCAGAGCAUUCCUUCGAAUGGACAGUCCAAAACAUCAGUCAGAUCCAUCUGAAGAUGAGGAUGAAAGAAGUACUCAGAAGCUACACUCUACCUCACAGAACAUUAACCUGGGACCAUCUGGAAAUCCUCAUGCUAAACCAACAGACUUUGAUUUCUUAAAAGUUAUUGGAAAAGGCAGCUUUGGCAAGGUUCUUCUUGUAAAACGGAAACUGGAUGGAAAAUUUUAUGCUGUCAAAGUGUUACAGAAAAAGAUAGUUCUCAACAGAAAAGAGCAAAAACACAUUAUGGCUGAACGUAAUGUGCUCUUGAAAAAUGUGAAACAUCCAUUUUUGGUUGGAUUACAUUAUUCUUUCCAAACAACUGAAAAGCUUUAUUUUGUUCUGGAUUUUAUUAAUGGAGGGGAGCUGUUUUUUCACUUACAAAGAGAACGGUCCUUUCCUGAACACAGAGCUAGGUUUUAUGCUGCUGAAAUUGCCAGUGCAUUGGGUUAUUUGCACUCCAUCAAAAUAGUGUACAGAGACUUGAAACCAGAAAAUAUUCUUCUGGAUUCAGUAGGACAUGUUGUCUUAACAGAUUUUGGGCUUUGUAAAGAAGGAAUUGCUAUUUCUGACACCACAACAACAUUUUGUGGGACACCAGAGUACCUAGCACCUGAAGUAAUCAGAAAACAGCCCUAUGACAAUACUGUAGAUUGGUGGUGCCUUGGUGCUGUUCUGUAUGAAAUGCUGUAUGGAUUGCCUCCUUUUUAUUGCCGAGAUGUUGCUGAAAUGUAUGACAAUAUUCUUCACAAGCCCCUAAGUUUGAGGCCAGGAGUGAGCCUUACAGCCUGGUCAAUUCUGGAAGAACUCCUAGAAAAAGACAGGCAAAACCGACUCGGUGCCAAAGAAGACUUCCUUGAAAUUCAGAAUCAUCCUUUUUUUGAAUCACUCAGCUGGACUGAUCUUGUACAAAAGAAGAUUCCACCACCGUUUAAUCCUAAUGUGGCAGGACCAGAUGAUAUCAGGAACUUUGACGCAGCGUUUACAGAAGAAACAGUUCCAUAUUCCGUGUGUGUGUCUUCUGACUAUUCCAUAGUGAACGCCAGCGUACUGGAGGCUGACGACGCUUUUGUUGGUUUCUCUUACGCACCUCCUUCAGAAGACUUAUUUUUGUGAGCAGUCUGCCAUCAAGAACCCAUUGAGCAAAUAUAAGCCUACAGAUGAGACGGAAACUCCUGUUUGCGUGAAUAUGUUCAAAUACGUUUAACUAGUGCCUCAUUUUUACAUGUAAUGUUGAAAACUAUGAAAAAUGUAUUUUCUGCUGUAUGCGAGAAAAUAGGGCAUUUCAGAGAACUAAGUUCUGAAUUAAAAUUUGUAUUCUUGUUUAUUAAGCUUAUUUUUAAACAGAAAUUUUAAAAGCUACUGUUCUUAGCAUUAACCUAUUUUUAAAGAAAACUUUUUUGCUAAUGACUGGUCUUUUUUCCCUCUAGGUUUAUGCUAACAUCUACCCAAGAUAGACUGUUUUUUAACAGUCUGUUUCAGUUCAGUUAACAUACAUUAAUGCCUUCAUAGCUCUCUACUUUGAGUUCUCAGAUCACAACUAUGCAAUUGGUACAUGGUUGUUUAAGAAGAAACCAUAUCUUUCCAUAAUGAAUCACUGUUUGACAUAAUCAUUUCUUGGUAGGAUUAAAAUAUAAAAGCAUAGUUAACUCAUUGGCUGCUACCUAACGCUUUGAGUAACUGUUCAUUCUGCAGAUCAAAUUAAGAAGUAACAAAAGGAAAUCCUAUGCUUUUGAAAUACCAGUUCAAAUUUGUGAAUUAUUUUUCCUCUGGAGGAAAAGUAAAAGUUUAAUAGUUAGAAAUUUUAAGUAUUCCCAAAGCUCUGAAGGGAAAUAAAGUACUGCUGGAUUUUUUUUUGAGGCGGUGCCAAAAAUGAAUGUCUCUGUGUCAUGUAUUUAUGUUACCAAUACAUUCUAUUUAUGUUCUUUUUGGUCUUUUGAAUAUUUAAUAUAUUGUUAAGUAGGUCUAAAUCUUGGUAUUUGCUUUUGCAAAUACCUUUUCAAAACUAUCUUCCUAAUUGGUUGAUAAGUAAAAAAUACUGCACUGUCUAGAGUAUUUACCUAAUUGGGAAUUAAAAAGCAGAAUAGCAAAUUAUGGGUCAGUAUAAAUGUAUACAGUUUUACUACAAUGUAACAAAAGUUAAAAGUAAUUUAGGCAGAUGCAUAGUCAGUAUCUUAGAAAAAGUACAGGAAGCUGACCUUAAAAUCAUACUAAAAACCAACUAACUUGUAUACUUGUAAUUGUAAAAAAGAAUAUCUACAGAAAAACUAAAACUCAUGCUUACCUUGGGAUUCUGAUUCUUAGUUUAGAGAUUUUUCAGGUCUUGUAGGAAACUGUGAAAGAGUUUAGUGACGCAGUUUUGAUGCUUCAGGAACAAGCAUACUUUCCAUGUGUGUUCUCUUGAGAAAGAAAGUACAAAAACUUUUCACACGAAUACCCUUUAGCGUAAAAUUGUUCAGCAGAAGAGGGGGAGGCAGAGUGUACUUUUGUUAGAUUAGUAAUAUUUGCAUCCAAUACACUGAAUCUUCCUUUAGAGGCAAGACUUUAAUAGCGACACUGUAAAUAUUUGGUUUAUUUGGCACUACUGUAAGUUCUGCUUUUAUACAAAGCUCUUUGCUUAUUAUAAAACAAAAACUGUAGUUUCUUGUAUGAUUUUUUUUUACUCAGCCGUUCCUUAAUUAAACUGCCAAAAAUUAAAGUGCAAUAUUGUAUAUUUUUAAGAAUAAAUUUUAAAUAGAAUAUUGAUGUUUCUCAGAUCACAAGAAAUACAAAUCUUAUAUAGUAUAAUAAA